This is a messenger RNA of Pyrus x bretschneideri (Chinese white pear), 2125 nucleotides long. RefSeq names its product toll-like receptor 3. Lineage: Eukaryota; Viridiplantae; Streptophyta; Magnoliopsida; Rosales; Rosaceae. The transcript has 6 exons. The coding region runs from base 58 to 1851 and encodes 597 amino acids. The record is from RefSeq and is a predicted model, not a curated record. Gene Ontology annotation, molecular function: protein binding.
UCACAAACACAAACACAAAAGCCAAAGAGGGAAAAAGACAGAGAGAGAGAGAGAGAGAUGGCUGUGGAAUUGGUGGAGCUCUGCAUACAAGCCGCCUCUGAAAGCAGAGACAGCGUCGAGAAAUGGCGGAGGCAGCGACGGAGUCUCGAGCGCUUGCCUCCUCAGCUCGCCGACUCUCUCCUUCGCCGCCUCAUCUCCCGCCGCCUCCUCUUCCCUUCCUUACUCGAAUUAUUCAAAAACAGCGUGGAGGAGGUUGAUCUGCGAGGUGAGAGCUCCGUUGACGCCGAAUGGAUUGCAUACCUAGGGGCAUUUCGGUACUUGCGAUCUUUGAACGUUUCUGAUUGCCGUAGACUGACUGCCUCUGCUCUUUGGCCUAUUACUGGGAUGGAGAGUUUGAGGGAGUUGGACUUUUCGAGAUGCUCCAAGGUUACUGAUGCUGGGAUUAGGCAUCUUCUAUCUAUUACAACUUUGGAAAAGUUGUGCAUUUCUGAAACAGGUGUGUCGGCGAAUGGGGUUAUGCUUCUCGCUUUGCUGAGAAACCUGUCUCUCCUGGACCUGGGUGGUUUGCCUGUUACUGAUCAAGCACUGAGUUCUCUUCAGGUACUUACUAAACUGCAGUACCUUGAUCUUUGGGGGAGUAAAAUAUCUGACAAAGGUGCUGCUCUUCUUCAAGCAUUUCCCAAGUUGAGUUUCCUCAAUCUGGCUUGGACUAGUGUGACGAAGUUACCAAAUUUGUCAUCCCUUGAAUCUCUAAACAUGAGUAAUUGUACAAUUAAUUCUCUACUUCAGUUGUCAUUCACCAGCUUCAAUUGUACAAUUAGAGCUCCUUUGGCUAAGCUUAUUGUUUCUGGAGCUACGUUUGGGGACGAGUUUGAAGCCUUCCAUGAUAUUGAAAAAACUUUUUUGACCUUUUUGGAUUUAUCCAACUCCUCGCUUCAGAAAUUCUACUUCUUAUCUCAUCUAAAUGCUCUGGAACACUUGGAUCUCAGCUCAAGUACAAUAGGGGAUGAUUGGCUUGAACUAAUUGCACGUAUUGGAGUAAACUUGAAAUAUCUAAAUCUUAGCCGCACCAGAGUCAGCUCUGCUGGAGUUGGAGUUGUCACUGGACAUGUACCCAAUCUUGAGUUCUUGUCAGUAUCUCAUACAUUGAUUGAUGAUGUUGCUGUUUCAUAUAUUAGCAUGAUGCCAUCUGUGAAAUUUAUUGACUUGAGCAAUACGAACAUUAAAGGUGUCAUUCACCAGGUUGAACCCGAGUCAGCUUCAGUUCUCUCGCUAUCAGCACUUCAAAGUCUCCGACACUUAGAAAAGUUGAAUUUGAAGGAUACGAAAGUUACGGAUGCAGCUCUUGACCCUUUAAAGAGCUUCCAUGAGUUAACCGAUUUAACACUGAAAAGUGCGUCGCUGACAGACAACUCGCUUUACUACACAUCGUCUAUACCAAAGCUCACAAAUCUUUGCGUUCAUGAUGGUGUUCUGACCAAUUCCGGGCUCAAUUCAUAUAAACCUCCAUUGACCCUAAGAAUGAUGGACCUGAGUGGUUGUUGGCUCUUAACCGAGGAUGCGAUCUCAUCCUUCUGUAAAGCUCAUCCUCAGAUUGAAUUAAGGCAUGAACUUGUUCAUAUCUCUCCGUCAAAGCAGAUUGUUUCUAAUAGCCCAUCUUCUUCACGAUCAAAUAGAAAGGCUUCACAGGCAAAGCAGAAGCAGCAGGAAAAUGUACCAGUGUUGCCAGGUUUUCUAGAUCAAAGAUUGAAGUAUAGUAGAGAGGAGCUGCUUGCGCUGCAGUACUCAUCAUUAUCCCUUGUGCCGCCUCCUGAUCAGGGCGCUGUAUUACCUAACACAGAAUCGGAUUAAGCUGGAGCCGUUCGCACAAUUGCAUCCAGAUUUUACAACGCAUCGCCCUUGUAGCUGUCUGCCAUGGUAAGCUUGUGCUUUGUAAUCAUAGUUGAGAUCCUUUUCUUGUUUCUUUUCCAAGGAUGUCUACAAGUCGCUGUACAAAAUUGGAUUAGUGUCGUUUCUGUAUGAUAUUGCUUCGAUGCGGAUCUGGACAUAAAAUUUUCUCAUAAUCAGAAGUGACAUGUCGUUUUGUGGUUGUCAAAUUUCAAUGGAACAGGCAACACCAUUGUCA